Sesamum indicum (sesame) is the source of this 1001-nucleotide messenger RNA. NCBI's taxonomy places the organism in Eukaryota, Viridiplantae, Streptophyta, Magnoliopsida, Lamiales, Pedaliaceae. The record is from RefSeq and is a predicted model, not a curated record.
UUAAGUAUGUGAAUGAGUGCUAUAGUGUGGCAUCUUAUAAGAAUGUUUAUAAGACUGCAAUUAUGCCUAUGGUUGGUAGAGAUUUGUGGACUGCUACACAAUUCAUCCCUCCUUUGCCACCAAACUUUGGUAGGGGGGCUGGUAGGCCUCCAAAAUCUAGAAGGAGGGAACCUGAUGAGAUAGUGUCAAAGCAGAAGAAAAAUGGUAAAGGAAAACCGCAGAACAGGUUGAAAAGAGUGCAGAAGACUGUCAAGUGCAGCAAAUGCGGCAAGGAGAAACACAAUGCUUGAAGAUGUCCACUGAAGAAUCUGCAAGAAGAUACACAAGUCACUGAUGCAUUUAGUCAAGUGAUACAAGAAAUCAAAGAAAAAGAGGCUCAUGAAAGCAAGAAAAGAAGGGUUGAAAAGGAAGCAGGUGACAAGGACAUUUUGACUAAAAAUGAUGUGUUUCAGGGAGACAAUUCCAUGGGGAUGCAAGAACAAAUUUCAAUUGACGAGAUGACUAAAGCUGAUGCAUUUGAGGAGAAUAAGUCUAUGGGCAUGAAGGAACAAGAGCUUCCAAGUACUGCAGUCCAUCAUACAAGCCAACAAACUGCAGCUUCAGUAAUACCUAAACCAUUCAAGCCACCCCGGUAUAAACAAAAAGUUGCACACAAACAACCAUGGAAGCCAUCAUACAAGUCUUCCACAUCCCAACAAGAAAAUGCAGCUCAAAACUCUAGGCCUCCUCCACCAACUCAACCAAGUCAUCUGCAGCCACCAAUCCCAAAAGUUAAUAUUAGAGCUCCACCACGAUGGAUAGGGAGACAAGAGGUAUUUUCAAAACAGCCUUUACAACCAGAGACCAAAUCUCUUCUGUCAACAUGUACAUUUUUAGAGAAGGAUGGCAAGAAGUAUGUUACAUUAUCACGAUUGAACAAUAUUUUAUCACAAUCGAAGGACAAGGGAAACAAGGAAGACAAGGGCAAGAAGAAAGAUGGGAGGAAUUCACCUUUUGUUUAA